Messenger RNA from Opisthorchis viverrini, 1148 nucleotides. RefSeq lists its product as hypothetical. Gene Ontology annotation, cellular component: cell-cell junction; synapse; basolateral plasma membrane. The transcript is spliced from 4 exons. The record is from RefSeq and is a predicted model, not a curated record. Gene Ontology annotation, biological process: maintenance of epithelial cell apical/basal polarity; neurotransmitter secretion; protein localization to basolateral plasma membrane. Gene Ontology annotation, molecular function: protein binding. Lineage: Eukaryota; Metazoa; Platyhelminthes; Trematoda; Opisthorchiida; Opisthorchiidae. Bases 1 to 582 code for a protein of 193 amino acids.
AUGUCGGAACCGCUCACAUUGCGACGGGAUAUCACAAGAGUAAUAGAAUUAUUAGAAAUACUUCAAAGAUGUCCUGAAAUUCAACCUUCCAAACUGGUGGCUCUCCAGAAGAUCCUUCAAUCGGAUUUCUGCAACAUGGUUCGGGAAGUCUAUGAACAUGUGUAUGCCACUGUUGAUAUUAAUGGGUCAGAGGAAGUAAAAGCCAGCGCAACCGCUAAGGCAACUGUUGCCGCAUUCGCUGCCAGUGAAGGACACGCCCAUCCCCGUGUGGUGGAGCUACCGAAAACUGAUGAGGGUCUGGGAUUCAACGUCAUGGGCGGAAAGGAGCAGAAUUCACCCAUCUAUAUCAGUCGCAUCAUUCCAGGUGGUGUGGCCGACCGACAUGGUGGGUUGAAACGCGGAGACCAACUUCUUUCCGUUAAUGGAGUUUCGGUAGAAAGUGAGCAUCACGAACGGGCGGUUGAGUUACUCAAGUUAGCACAAGGAACUGUCAAAUUGGUUGUUCGGUACACACCGCGAAUUUUGGAGGAAAUGGAGGCGCGGUUCGACAAGCAAAAGGCUCGCCGACGCCAGCUGAAUUAGUCUCGCUACUCACCUGAUCUUUUAUCUUUUCUCAAUUUGUUCAGCUUGCUACCCUACUCGAAUUGCUUUCUCGUUCUCCAAACUUUCUACUCAACGCCACAGUCUUCAGGUUGAUUUCAAACAUGGAAUGACUGCUUCCUUUGAAUGAUACUGAUGUGUCGGUGGUGCUUUUUAUUCCGUCGUCACAUAUUUGUCAAUUGCGUUCUACGCCACUGUAGUACAGGCAUGUGAUAUUGUUUCUCGAAUUACUCAUUCACGUCAACUCCCCGUCAUUCCUAAUUUUGCUACUGUAUUGCACCUUCCUCAUCUUGAUCAUAUAACCAUAUGAUUAUGUCUUUCUCCACAGACAGGGCUGAAUCUUGCUCAGCACUUCGCAGGGUUAUCGAAAAGCAACUUUCCCGUUUUCGGGUCGUUUACGUGAAUCUGCACGCUGUGUACCUACUACAGUUAACAGUGAAUUUCACUAAGUUGGGCAUGCGAGUUAGAGUGAGUAAUGUCGUAGUAGGCUGCAUUAUUUUUCCGUUACAUCUAUAUAGUUCUUCUGGAAUACUGUGACUCGUUUCCCA